This is a messenger RNA of Linepithema humile (Argentine ant), 1624 nucleotides long. Its product is annotated as serine hydrolase-like protein. The record is from RefSeq and is a predicted model, not a curated record. NCBI's taxonomy places the organism in Eukaryota, Metazoa, Arthropoda, Insecta, Hymenoptera, Formicidae.
UUUCGAGGGUUAGUUGUGUUCAAUCAUGGUCAGUUGGUUUCCAAGUAGCAACGCGUGUAUAACGGUUGUAGAAUAAAACGAUUUACAAUCCGUAUAUCUUGAAAGCAACACUUUGGGUGCAUUCGUUUAUGCAGCGAUUAGCGCAUCCACUGCGUUUAUCAUCUGCUAGUCACGUGACCUAAUUUACCGAACGCACACCUGCGUGAAUGACUGCUCGGAUCAUAUCUUCCAAUAGGAAAUCUAGGCAAAACUUCAAUAUAAUAUCCUAAAAUCUGAAUAUAUACAAUUAUCUUACUUGACAUACUAAAAAAUGAACUACAGGAGACAACCAAGAUUUUGCUAAAUAAAGUUUCGCCAGGAAUUAAAGAGUGAAUAAAAUUUCAGUGAAUUUUCAACAAAGCACGCAUAUAACAGUAAUCAGAAAUGGCAGAAUCAGAACAAUCUUCAGAAAUAAAACUCACUGUGCCUUGGGGCCAUGUUGCUGCCAAAACUUAUGGUUCUCCAACAGGAGAACCUGUUCUAUUGCUGCACGGUCGUAUGGAUAAUGCCGGAACGUUCACUAGGUUAAUACGGCAUUUACCAAUAGGCCUUUUUUAUUAUGUAUGUAUAGAUUUACCUGGUCAUGGUCGAUCAUCACACUUUCCAUCUUGGAUGUUGUUGGACAUAAUGACUUAUGUACAAACCUUACGUUUUAUCUUAGAAGCACUACAAUGGGAAACAUGUAUUUUUAUGGGGCAUAGCAUGGGAGGACAAAUAGGUUUAAUUUACAGUACUUUUCAGCCUCAUAGAUUCAAGAAAAUAAUUUGUUUUGAUGGAUUUCUUAUGGAACUUAAAAAUACCCCAGAGAUAAGAAAAUAUUUUAAGAAUGCAUUUACACUUUCAAUACAAUUCAAUAGCAAUAUAAAGCCAAAAUCUUACACAAGAGAAGAAAUAUUACGCGCUCUUACGACUUUGAGGGUUGCAGCCUUAAGUCCAGAAGCUGCAGAUGCAAUGUUUGAUCGUGCAGUUACAGAAGUAAAUGGAAGAUAUAUAUAUAAUAGAGAUAUAAGAUUAAAAAAUUAUCCUUUUACAUUCAUGAAUGUAGAACUAUUUAAUUACUUCAAUCGGAAGAUUUCGGUUCCAGUAUACUUAUUUUCUGCAUCUUCUGGUUUCGCAACAUCAAGUCCAAAUGCCUUUACUGCAGCAUGCGAUGCAAUCGAUCCUAAAAUGCUUCACGUGAUUAAUAUAGAAGGAAAUCAUGAUGUUCAUAAUAAUAAUCCUGAAAAAAUUGCACCAAUUUUAUGCAAAAUAUUGAAUAACGAAUACAGUACCAGUAAAUUGUAGAUAAUGCAAUAUUAAUGCAUUAAAUAUAUAUAUCUAAACUCUUAAAACUUUUCACACGAUUAAAAAAAAAAAAAAUUAAUAAUUUCUGAUUAUUUUGGUAGAGCAUUAUGACACAUUCACACAUGAAAGUAGUUUGAAAUAAUAAUCAAAGUAUAAGUCCUAAGUAUAAUAUUAUAUCUCUAUUUUCUUCUUUAUAUGUAUAUUCUUGUGUGUAUACUCUAAUAUUAAGUUCAGUGUAUUUUGGAAAAAAUAAUAAUUUUUUUUGCAGUAAAAGUUGUACUUCUAUACAUACAAUUUUCUU